AUGAGAUUCAAUCCGAACUUCAUCUCUCCCGCCGACAUCGUUAAUGUUCGCCCCGAAGCCGGCGGAGAUCAAACGGAACUGGUAUCCAACCACAGAAACUUGACCGUCAGCCUCCGACGAGACGCCGCAGACGUGCUGCCCAGCACCAUCCUCGUCAGCCACGGCCGCAAGAGGGAUGCCGUCACCAUGGUUCUGAACCGCACGAUCCGCGUGCCCGACAACAACGACACCAGCCUGCUCCCCCCGAGCCUCGGCCAUUUCCCCCUCUUCAAGAUCGCCGACUACGCCGAAAAACUGCCCCAAGACCUCACCAGCAAGGGCGGCAUCUUCUUCCCCAUGUACCAGCGCGAGGCCAUGUGGAUCUCCUUCUCAGCAGAAGCUCCGUUCGCCCUCAAGAUGUACGUCGGCGGCGUCAACGCGGUGUCGGGCUUCCCCAUGACGGAGAACGACAAGACUAGGGAGAAGAGGGAGAAGAUGCUCAGCAGCGGCAAGUCCAUCCAGGACUACCUGGUCCUCCCCGAGCAGCCUUGGCUCGACGGCAUCGUCACCGAGGACGGCAAGAUCCGCCAGUUCGUCGCCGAGCCCAAGGGCAACGGCUUCUCCGUGGAGGCCCAGGUCACCGGCGAGGAGAAGGUGGGAGGCAUCCAGAUCGAAAUCAUCCCCAUCAAGAGACACUUUCCGGCCCAGUUCGACGUCCGCUACGAGGACAAGGAACAGAAGGUCAUCGUUCGCACCUUCAACCUCGCCGAGAAGGGCCUCACGCGGGACAGCACGUGGGAGGAUGUCAGGGAGCGCGUCCGAGACGAGUUCGACAUUCCCAUGGAAGAGCAGGUUCUCUGCAACUACAACGUGAACCCCACUGGAAAGUCACCUUUUGAACCUGACAUGCACUUUAUUCACGACGUCCAGCUUGGGGAUGACUACUUCCCGCCCAGACCCUUCACCCUCGGAGUCGAGCAUAGGCCUUUCAGGCCGAACGUUAGAUCCUUUGCGAGAGGAAGGGCAGCCUUCACGACCAUGUCCGCCUCCGCAGCUUCCCCGAUGGCUGCGGCCGUCUCGGACGUGGAGAGCGCACCCGCGCCCGCGAGCGUCAAGGAAAUGGGGCUCGCCGCCGGAGGUCUCAUCACGCAGGAUAUCAUUCCUGACCCGCACCCUGCCGACGUGUGGGAUGUCGAGGCUUCGGUCAUGUUGAAUAUUUCCAUCCUGGACACCGACUCGUUUGCUGCCGUCACCGGCCAGCCGGCUCCGAACACCCCCGUCAGCGCCAAGGACUACGCUCAACACGGCUGGCCUUUCUUCGAGCUGUGGGGAAAGGAGUCCGGCGGCAUCAAGGGCGAGUUCAAGGAGGUGAAGAGCGUGGCACAGUUGAUGCGGGAGAAGGCCGAGGCCGAGGGCAGGGAGUUCACGGAGGAGGAGACUGUGGCUUUUCGGGUCGCGCGCAUCGGACCCUUCAGGAGCACCUUCCGUCCUGUGCCGAUCAUGUGCCAGCAUAUUGGUUUGAGGUGA
Colletotrichum karsti is the source of this 1506-nucleotide messenger RNA. RefSeq lists its product as uncharacterized. The transcript has a single exon. The record is from RefSeq and is a predicted model, not a curated record. The coding region runs from base 1 to 1506 and encodes 501 amino acids. Lineage: Eukaryota; Fungi; Ascomycota; Sordariomycetes; Glomerellales; Glomerellaceae.